Messenger RNA from Penicillium taxi, 1884 nucleotides. RefSeq names its product ankyrin repeat domain-containing protein. Lineage: Eukaryota; Fungi; Ascomycota; Eurotiomycetes; Eurotiales; Aspergillaceae. Gene Ontology annotation, cellular component: cytoplasm. Gene Ontology annotation, molecular function: protein binding. Gene Ontology annotation, biological process: innate immune response. The transcript has a single exon. The record is from RefSeq and is a predicted model, not a curated record. The coding region runs from base 1 to 1884 and encodes 627 amino acids.
AUGAUGAGCUCGUUUAUACCAGCCAAUGACCCUGGUCCUCAGCAAGGCUCUAGGCUCUAUCUUGCUUGCUUUUUUGGGAUGCUAGAGCCAGCACGAGAUCUUAUUAAAAGUGGAGCGGACGUUAACGAGCAGAGUGAGCACUGCAACGCUCUCGACGUCGCCUCAUUUCAAGGCCAUCUCGAGAUUGUCAAGCUUCUCUUGGACAACGGAGCAGACGUCAACGUGCAGGGCGGUAAGUAUCAGUACUAUAACGCUCUCCAGGCUGCCUCGUUAGAAGGUCAUCUCAAAAUAGUCAAGCUUCUCCUGGACAAAGGAGCAGACAUCAAUGUACAGGGUGGUCAGUAUGGUAAUGCUCUCCAGGCCACCUCAUUUAAAGGCCAUCUCGAGAUCGUGAAACUUCUCUUAGAAAAGGAAGCAGACGUCAACGCACAGGACGGCCAGUACGGCAACGCUCUUCAGGCUGCCUCUUCAGGAGGCCACCUCGAUAUUAUCAAACUUCUUCUAAAUAAAGGAGCAGAUAUCAAUACACAUAGCGGUAAGUACGGCAAUGCUCUCCAGGCCGCCUCCUCAGGAGGUCAUAUCGAUGUUGUCAAGCUCCUCUUAGACAACGGAGCAGACAUUCAUGCGCAGAGCGGCGUGUACGGUAACGCCCUCCAGGCCGCCACACUAGAAGGCCACCUCGAGAUUAUCAAACUUCUCUUAGAAAAGGGAGCAGAUAUCAAUGCGCAGGAUCGCACAUACGGUAACGCUCUCUACGCCGCCUCAUCUAGAGGUCACCUCGAAAUUGUCAAAUUCCUCUUAGAUAAGGGAGCAAAUAUCAACGCCCGCCCCCAUAACGCUCUUCAAACCGCCUCAUCAGAAGGCCAUCUCGAGUGUGUCAAGCUUCUGUUAGAAAAAGGAGCAGACGUCAACACACAAGGCGGUCAUUAUGGUAAUGCUCUCCAGGCCGCCUCAUCGAAGGGUCAACUCGAGAUUAUCAACCAUCUCUUAGACAAGGGAGCUGAUAUCAACGCACAAGGCGGCUACUACGGCAACGCUCUCCAGGCCACAUCAUCAGAAGGCCACAUUGAGAUAUUCAAGCUUCUCUUAUAUAAGGGAGCAGACAUCAAUGCACAGGGCGGUCAUUAUGGUAACGCUCUCCAAGCUGCCUCAUUUAAAGGUCACCUCGAGAUUUUCAAGCUUCUUUUAGACAAAAAAGUGGAUGUUAAUAUAAAAGGCGGCGUUUGUAACAGCGCUCUCCAAGCAGCCUCGUCGGAGGGCCAUCUCGAGAUUGUCAAGCUUCUUUUGGAUAAGGAAGUGGAUGUGAAUGCAUGUGGCAAGCAUUGUAACGCUCUCUACGCCUCCUCAUUACAAGGCAAUAUCGAGAUUGUCAAGCUUCUCUUGAGCAAAGGAGCAGAAAUCAACGCGCAAGGCGGUUAUUAUGGUAACGCUCUCCACGUCGCCUCAUUGAGCGGCCAUCUUGAGAUUGUAAAUAUUCUCCUAGAUAAAGGAGCAGAUGUUGACGCUGAGGGCGGUCGGUAUAAGUACUAUAAUGCUCUCCACGCUGCCUCAUCACAAGGCCAUCUCGAGAUUGUGAAAAUUCUCUUAGAAAAGAAAGCGGAUGUUAAUUCAAAAGGCGGCUUUUACAGCAAUGCUCUCCAGGCUGCCUCGUUUGGAGGCCAUCUGAAGACUGUCAAGCUUCUCUUGGAUCAGGGAGCAGACAUCAAUGCGCAGGGCGGCUUUUACGGCAACGCUCUUCGGGCAGCCUCACUGGAAGGCCAUCUCGAGAUUGCCAACCUGCUCCAAAGAUCUGGCGCUAUCACGAGACUUCCCGGCUCUAGAACCCCAUUCAACACAGAGAAGAAACUUGGUCUCACGGACUCUGAACCCUCUGAUCAAAGUUAA